Molecule: messenger RNA, 393 nt
Organism: Phytophthora sojae
Lineage: Eukaryota; Oomycota; Peronosporomycetes; Peronosporales; Peronosporaceae
Exons: 1
Coding region: 1-393 (130 amino acids)
Source: RefSeq, a predicted model, not a curated record
AUGGACGCCGUCACCCGCUCAUUUGUCGUCUUAGUGUUGGUGCUAUUGAGCGCCUCGACCAACCCAGCAAUCGCUGCGAAGGAAUGCUCGCCAAGCGUGAGUCGUGUCGUCAAGAACGCUCUGGACGACAAAAUGCUCUUCAAGUCUUGCUCUGCAGCCAACGCGAACUCGGGAGCCAACAUCACCUCGCUCUCGGACGUACUCAACCUCUCCGAACGCGACUUCCUGACCUUCUGCCGGACGCCCAACUGCAUCAAACCGGUGGAGACAUUGCUGCAUUCGAUCCCGAGCCCCUGCCGGAACCUGACAGAAGAAGUUUCAACGGCAGCCAGCAAGUGCACUGCAGUCACGAAAGCAGCAGACAAGCAAGACGAAGAGUACAUGUACAAAUAG